This is a messenger RNA of Fibroporia radiculosa, 2082 nucleotides long. RefSeq lists its product as uncharacterized. Lineage: Eukaryota; Fungi; Basidiomycota; Agaricomycetes; Polyporales; Fibroporiaceae. The record is from RefSeq and is a predicted model, not a curated record. Bases 1 to 2082 code for a protein of 693 amino acids. Gene Ontology annotation, molecular function: protein binding. The transcript is spliced from 16 exons.
AUGGCGAAAAAGAAGCCAGGCAAAGAUGCGUCGAGAGCGGCCACAAAGGCGGCCAAGAAAGCAAAGGCAGCCCAGAAGGUACAGCGGAAGGACAAAAAGAAAGUGGGAAAGUCAAAGGAGGAGGAUGAAGACGAUCAAGAUCUAGAGGGAAUCCUCGAUAGAAUUCAAAGAGAGUGGGAAGAAGCGCACAAGGUGACAGAAGAACUUGUGGAAGGCCCUCCAAGUCGACGCGCAAAUGCUACCCUUACGCCAUGUCCGAGCGGGAACUACUUGUGGUGUAUUGGAGGCGAAUUCUUCAGUGACGAUGGAAAGGCGUAUUUUUACAACGACGUAUUUCGAUAUUCACCGGAUAAGGAUGAGUGGCGCAAAUUUGUGUCACCAACAUGCCCUGGGCCACGUUCAGCGCAUGCUCUAGUUGCAUCUCCGGCAGGUGGUGGCAAGUUAUUCUUAUUCGGUGGCGAGUUUUCGUCGUUGUACCAGAAUUCAUUUCACCACUAUCGCGAUUUCUGGUGCUUUGACAUCUCAACGCAUGCAUGGGAUCGAAUUGACACCAAGAUCAAGCCAACCGCACGCUCGGGACAUCGGAUGGCGAUGUGGAAACACUAUAUUGUCCUUUUCGGGGGUUUCUACGAUCCGGGAAUUAGGACAAAUUACCUUAACGAUCUUUGGCUUUUCGACACUCAAGAAUAUAAAUGGAAGCAAGUGGAGCUCAGGGAUGCAGAGCGAAAGCCGUCGUUACGGUUUCUCAUUUCUUCCCGUAGCAGAUGGAAUACUCUUACAUGCAUGCAUGAAGGUGGCUACUGCAAAGAAUACCACAAAGGUAGUCGUCCGAUAGGAGUCAUGUUGGAUGAUACGUGGUUCCUGAGAAUCACAGUCAACGAGACCAAAGAUGGUAAGGCGCCAGCCGAACCUCUAACAUUAAAAUGGGAGCGUAGAAAGAGGCCAUCAACAGCAUAUGCACCUUCGUUACGAUCUGGAUGUACAAUGACCUUGUGGACGACAAGGAACACAGGUAUACUGUUCGGAGGCGUCACGGACGAGGACACGAGUGAGGAAACAAUGGAAAGUGUUUUUCAUAAUGAUCUGUAUGGAUAUCAGGUUAGCGGGAAUGGACGCUGGAUAUCGAUGCUCCUGAAGCGACCUAAGAAGAAAUCUACCGGUGCAAAGAAGCAAAAGUCUGUUCCUGCUCCGGCGCGAGCCCCGUCGAGCGACGAGGAAGAUGACGAAGGUAACUCAGAGCAAAGUGGAGAUGAGAUUACAAUCCAAGCCCGUACCAAAAAGAAAUCAGGCACUCCUCUUGCUCCUGCUUCAGCGUCCGUAGAUCCUGAGAAUGACCUCGACGACCCUGAUAUAAGUAGACCCAUGCCACGCUACAAUGCCAUGUUAGCUGUCCUGCGCAACACACUUUAUAUCUAUGGAGGUAUAUUUGAACGAGGAUCCCGAGAAUAUACGCUCGACGAUUUUCACUCAUUGCAGCUUGACAAGCUAGAUAGGUAUACUUGCUUGAAGAGCAGCGGAAUUACUAUAGCGGCGGAAGGCGAUGAAGAAAGCAGUGAUGACGACGACGACGACGAUGACGACGACAGCGACAGCGACGACGGCGAAGGGGGCGAGGAUGAAUCCGAAGGAGAGGAUCCUGGCGCUGUAGCUUCUAAAUCCCCUGCACCCGCAGAGGAUGCAGAUCAAGACGCAGAGGUAGAGGUUGUUGAGCAAGGCACACUCAAAACGGAGAAGGAUGCGCUCCGCCUGCAGGCUGCGGCAUUCAUGGGGGUGGCUAAAGACGCUACGCGGUCUGCGGAGGAUAUCAUUAGUACGCCUCUGCCCGGAGAGACAUUAGCAAUGUUCUAUGCUCGUUCACGUGAAUAUUGGACCGGUAGAGCCCACGGAAACAGCGGCAAUCGGGGAAAAGAACUUCGACGAGAUGGAUUCGCCAAGGCUGAGGAGAGAUACGCCGCGUAUAAGCCAAUCCUCGAGGAGGUCGAGAGGAUCCUCGCAGAAGCUGGAUUGGAUGAAGAGGAAAUGAGAAAGGGAGCAGCCGUUGGUCCCGCAGGAUCUACAGGACAAAGUAGAAAUCGACGUUGA